Messenger RNA from Perca flavescens (yellow perch), 2108 nucleotides. It is a transcript of the gene serinc2, whose product is annotated as serine incorporator 2. The record is from RefSeq and is a predicted model, not a curated record. Gene Ontology annotation, cellular component: membrane. Bases 105 to 1475 code for a protein of 456 amino acids. The transcript is spliced from 10 exons. Lineage: Eukaryota; Metazoa; Chordata; Actinopteri; Perciformes; Percidae.
CCGUGUGUUACAUUUAAAUGACUUGACUUCGCCAUAUUUGACUCAGUUUCUUCCUGAACUUUUCAAGCUGUCACGACUUUUAUCGGAAUUGUGAAUUAAUAAACAUGGGUGCUUGUUUGGCUCUGGGUGCCCUUGGCAGUUGUGCGUCCUGUUUGUGCGGCUCGGCCUCCUGCCUCCUGUCGUCAUGCUGCCCUUCGACCACCAACUCCACCAUGAGUCGGCUGGCCUUCUCCUUCCUGCUGCUGCUCGGGACCCUGGUGUCUGUCAUUAUGAUUCUCCCAGGCAUGGAGGGACAUCUUAAACAGAUUCCAGGUUUCUGUCUCGGUGGCACAGCCAUACCUGGCCUAGAAAACAAGGUGAACUGUGACAUCAUGGUCGGCUACAAGUCAGUGUACCGCAUGGGCUUCGCCACGGCCUGCUUCUUCUUCCUCUUCACCAUCAUCAUGAUCCGAGUGCGCAACAGCAAGGACCCCCGAGCCGCCAUCCAAAAUGGUUUCUGGUUCUUCAAGUUCCUGCUGCUGGUUGGCAUAGCUGUGGGAGCUUUCUUCAUUCCAGAUGGCACCUUCAAUACAGUGUGGUAUUACUUUGGCCUGGUGGGCUCCUUCUUCUUCAUCAUCACCCAGCUGAUCCUGCUGGUGGACUUUGCCCAUUCCUGGAACCAGUCCUGGCUGCUGAAGGCAGAAGAGGGAAAUACAAAGUGCUGGUUUGCAGUUCUGCUGUCCUUCACCUUGUUCUUCUACACCGUGGCUUUCUCUGCCGUCGUGCUUUUCUACGUAUUUUACACCAAACCCGACGACUGCACCGAGCACAAGGUCUUCAUCAGCCUCAACUUGAUCUUCUGCAUCAUUGUGUCCAUCGUGGCCAUUCUGCCCAAAGUUCAGGAGGCCCAGCCCACCUCCGGCCUGCUGCAGGCCUCCUUCAUCUCCUGCUACACCAUGUAUGUGACCUGGUCGGCCAUGACCAACAACCCCAACCGCCAGUGUAACCCCAGUCUGUUGAGUUUGGUCCAGAACGUCACCACUGUAGGACCGACUCCGACCCAAGCCCCGGGCAGCGUCCAGUGGUGGGACGCACAGAGCAUCGUGGGAUUGGUCAUUUUCCUCUUCUGUACUCUUUACGCCAGUAUCCGCUCGUCCACCAACACCCAGGUGAACAAGCUGAUGCAGACCGAGGACCACCAGGGUCUGACCAGCGAGUACAGUUCCACAGGCGAGGACGGAGUCCGGCGGGCCGUGGACAACGAAGAGGAGGCGGUCACCUACAACUACUCCUUCUUCCACUUCAGCCUUUUCCUGGCCUCCCUCUACAUCAUGAUGACGCUCACCAACUGGUACAUGCCCGACACGGACUCCCAGACCAUGCAGAGCACCAUGCCGGCUGUGUGGGUGAAGAUCUGCUCCAGCUGGCUGGGCCUGGCCAUCUACCUGUGGACCCUGGUGGCCCCGCUGGUGCUCUCCAACAGAGACUUCAGCUAAAACACAGGGAAGUUUGUCAACGCGGCCGUUAGCCGGUUGCUGUUUGCACCUUGAAGAAAGCUAGCGUUAGCUCCAAAUUGAUUGUUUGCUUUCCUUGCAAUUCCACAUUUAAAAUCGGAGAAUGAAAUGGUAAUGUGCUUUGUUUUUGACUGGAAGCCAUUAUAUGUUUAUUUUUUUGUGGCUCAAAUUGAAGGUAGACGUUUUGUAGGAACACUAUUGUUUUGAGAUGAGCUUUAAUCACACAUUCCAAUUUAACCUCAGGUUAUAUAUAUUUUUUGGUAUAUUUUUCUUUACGGUUACAAAUAUUCUAAUUAAGAGCACUACAUGCCUUUUAAGACCGUAUACAACUUAAAUGAUCGCUUUGGGGAACUGAUGUUUUGGCUUUGUUUAACGUUUGUACUUUUUAUAUCAUUGCUUUUAAAUCAGCUGGAUUUCAUGGAAAGGUGUUGUCCAAAUUUGAUAGAUUAAUUAUGCAUUUGCUCUAUUGCCCAAUUUUAUAACAAGUGCCUUAUAUUUUGCAAACAUUCAAAAGAGCCAUUUUUGAUAUCUUUAAAGUAUUUGGUGUAAAGUUGCUUCCUCAAUAUGCUGUAUGUUCACUUUUCAUUCUAAUCAAUAAAGUUCACCGUCUCUUUA